AUGGCGAAGGGUUUUUACAUCAGUAAAACUGUUGGGAUAGUGUGUGGUGUGGUGGCCGUGGGUGCUGUGGCCACUAUCAUAGCUCUGUCUGUUGUUUACUCGCAGGAAAAGGCGAAAAACAAUGACAGUAAACCACCCCUAUCCACUGAACCGCCCGACCCAACAACAGCUAAACCAGCCAGCCAGACAACGGCUGAACCCUAUGAGCCUUGGUUAGACUAUCGGCUGCCCGGGACCCUGAAACCAAUCCACUAUAACGUCACCCUGUGGCCACGACUGACUCCAGAUGCAACCGGAAAAUACAUCUUUACUGGUGAGUCCCUUGUGGAAUUUCUCUGUGUUGAGGAAACCGAUGUGAUUCUCAUCCACUCCAACAAGCUGAACUACGGCACACUUAGGGAUGGCCACUCAGUGAGGCUCACUGCAGUCAGCGGUCGCAACACAGCCCUCGGCAUCAAGUCCAUGUGGCUGAAGCUUGAGACUCAGUACCUGGUCGUGCAGCUGGACGGUAAAAUGACGAAGGGCAACUACUACUCCUUCAAAACCGUCUUUCAUGGGGAGCUGGCUGAUGACCUGGGAGGCUUCUACAGGAGCGAGUACAUUGAGAACGGAGUAAAGAAGGUUAUUGCGACCACUCAGAUGCAGCCGACGGAUGCCAGGAAGGCUUUCCCCUGCUUUGAUGAGCCGGCGAUGAAGGCUACUUUCGACAUCACUUUGAUCCACGACCUGCAGACUAUAGCCCUGUCCAACGGCAAGGAAAUAGAAACAACAAACGUCACCAUGGAUGGUGAAAAUGUGCUGGUGACAAAAUUUGAGAGAACUGAGGAAAUGUCCACCUACCUGCUGGCGUUUAUCGUCAGCGAAUUCGGUUUCAUCCAAGACAACAGCAGUGAUGUUUUGGUCCGCAUCUACGCCCGGAAGCCUGCUAUCGAUGCCGGCCAAGGACACUAUGCUCUCACCAAAACUGGACCCAUUCUGAAAUUUUUUGAGCAGUAUUACAAUGUCAGCUACCCUCUGCCCAAGUCUGAUCAGAUAGCUCUACCGGACUUCAAUGCUGGAGCCAUGGAGAACUGGGGUCUGAUCACCUACAGGGAGACGGCGCUGCUGUACGAUGAGGAAUACUCGUCCAACUCCAACAAGGAGAGGGUCGCCACCGUCAUCGCCCACGAGCUGGCUCACAUGUGGUUUGGUAAUCUUGUGACCAUACGAUGGUGGAAUGACUUGUGGCUGAACGAAGGUUUUGCGUCCUACGUGGAGUACCUGGGAGCACAUGAAGCUGAGCCCACCUGGAACAUUAAAGACCUCAUUGUCCUUAAUGAUGUCCACCGAGUGUUCGCUGUUGACGCCUUGGCCUCGUCUCACCCUCUGUCCUCUAAAGAAGAAGACAUCCAGACACCAGCCCAGAUUAAUGAGCUGUUUGAUACCAUCACAUACAGCAAGGGAGCUUCUGUCCUCAGGAUGUUGUCGGAUUUCCUAACCGAAGACAUCUUUAAAAAGGGGCUCCAGACCUACCUGAAGACGUUUGCAUUUCAAAACACCGUCUACACAGACCUCUGGACACAUCUGCAGAUAGCCGUAAACCUCACCGGUACUGCCCUACCUAAGUCAGUCAAUGACAUCAUGAACACCUGGGUGCUGCAGAUGGGCUUCCCUGUGGUCACCAUCAACACCGCUACUGGAAACGUUUCCCAGAAGCACUUCCUGCUGGAUCCAGAAUCUGAAGUCACCACUCCUUCCCCCUACAACUAUGAGUGGAUCGUUCCAAUGCAGUGGAUGAAGACCGGAGCUGUGCAGAAUCUGACGUGGCUGGAGACGAAAUCAGCUUCAAUCCCGGCGAUGACGGUAACGGGGAAUGAGUGGGUGCUGGCCAACAUCGACGUGGUGGGAUACUACAGGGUCAACUACGACCAGGCCAACUGGGACAAACUCCUCAAUGUUCUGAACACCGACCAUGAGCUCAUUCCAGUGAUCAACAGAGCCCAGCUGGUGGACGACGCCUUCAACCUGGCCAGAGCAAAGAUCAUCCAGACAGUGGAGGCCCUAAAAACCACCACGUACCUGAGCAAAGAGAGAGCCUACAUGCCGUGGGCGUCGGCCAUCAACAACCUGGACUACUUCUACCUGAUGUUCGACCGCAGUGAGGUCUACGAGCCCAUGCAGGAUUAUCUGAGGAAACAGGUGACCCCUCUCUUCAACUACUACGAAAACCUGACAGGGAACUGGGCUGAUGUUCCUGCAGGACACAUGGACCAGUAUAACCAGGUGAACGCCAUUAGCCUGGCCUGUAGGACCGGCCUGCAGGAGUGUCAGGAGUUGACCUCAUCUUGGUUCAGAGACUGGAUGAACACUGGUGUCAACAAGAUCCACCCCAACCUCCGCUCCACCGUGUACUGUAACGCCAUCGCAGCAGGGGGCGCCGCUGAGUGGCAGUUUGCCUGGGAUCAAUUUCAAAAAGCCAGCAUUGCCACUGAAGCUGAUAAACUACGCUCUGCACUGGCCUGCACCAAAGAAGCCUGGCUGCUGAACAGGUAUCUGGAAUACACCCUGAACCCAGAUCUGAUCCGGAAGCAGGAUGCCACCUCCACCAUCAUCUACAUCGCCAACAAUGUGGUUGGUCAGUCUCUGGCGUGGGACUUUGUCAGGGCUCGAUGGGAAUACAUCUUCAACCAGUAUGGUGGUGGAUCGUUCUCCUUCUCCAACCUCAUCAACGGAGUCACUGAACGCUUUUCCACCGAAUUCGAGCUUCAACAGCUGAAGCAGUUCAAAGCCGAUAACGCUGACAUUGGUUUUGGCUCUGGGUCUCUGGCACUGGAUCAGUCCAUCGAGAGAACCACGGGCAACAUAAAAUGGGUCACAGAGAACAAGAACAAUGUUCUGAACUGGUUCACAGCUGAAUCUACGCCCUAAUGAGGAGUUUACUUGUUUAUUGUGUAAUUUAAAAGUGUUCUAUGUCCCUAGACUAAACACAAGUGUUUGUGCUUCUGAAAAAUGAGCUUAGAUGUUCACCUUAAACUUUAAAUUGGACCCAAAUUAGCUGCUGAGCUUUACCUGUGCUACAAUUUAUUUAAAUUGAAUUGAAAAUUACAAUAUACUUUGAAUCCUUGAAAACAGAAAAACAAAUAACAUUCAAAUUUGACACUUUAAGUCAAACAGAGGUCUAGAGAAGACAUGAUUUUGUUGUUUUAUACUUUUAAAAUCUGUUUUUUUAAGAGUUUUACAGUCUCCUGGUUAUACAAAAGCAGUUCCUUAUGAAUGGGGACUUUUUUGUGUUUUCGUAUAAUGUUUGGAUGAUAGUUUAGUGAUGUCAGGGGAAACAAAAAGUCCUCUCUGGCCUCUAAAUAUAUGAGCUUCAAUAGUUUCAGUUUCUUCAUAUUAAAUAUUGAGCUCCUGAGUUGGCAACUUCAGGACCUCAGAUUUAAGAAUUAAGGUUCACUGUAUUUCUUGUCCCGCUGCAAAAUAAUUUAUGAUAAAAUUGGAUUGUUAAUGAGGACAUUUCUUUAUUUAUUGUUCACACUAGCUCUGGUUAUGAUGACUUUUUGCUCUGAAACCAGUGUGUUUCUUUUUAUUUUGUUUCCGCUUCUAAAUGGACAAAAGAAAAGGAAUAUCUGUUCACUUUUAAAAUUGAAAUACUUAAUUUUGUCAGUAUUCUUUGUCUAGGAGAUA
Acanthochromis polyacanthus (spiny chromis) is the source of this 3663-nucleotide messenger RNA. Its product is annotated as aminopeptidase N-like. Gene Ontology annotation, cellular component: cytoplasm. Gene Ontology annotation, biological process: peptide catabolic process; proteolysis. The coding region runs from base 1 to 2907 and encodes 968 amino acids. Gene Ontology annotation, molecular function: zinc ion binding; peptide binding; metalloaminopeptidase activity. NCBI's taxonomy places the organism in Eukaryota, Metazoa, Chordata, Actinopteri, Pomacentridae. The transcript is spliced from 21 exons. The record is from RefSeq and is a predicted model, not a curated record.